Gossypium raimondii (Peruvian cotton) is the source of this 902-nucleotide messenger RNA. Its product is annotated as OVARIAN TUMOR DOMAIN-containing deubiquitinating enzyme 4. Gene Ontology annotation, biological process: protein deubiquitination; endoplasmic reticulum unfolded protein response. Bases 122 to 616 code for a protein of 164 amino acids. Gene Ontology annotation, molecular function: cysteine-type deubiquitinase activity. The record is from RefSeq and is a predicted model, not a curated record. Lineage: Eukaryota; Viridiplantae; Streptophyta; Magnoliopsida; Malvales; Malvaceae. The transcript is spliced from 6 exons. Gene Ontology annotation, cellular component: cytosol; nucleus.
AAAUGAUCGGUUCGAAUUUGAAUAAUAUAAUUAUUUUUUUUAAAAAAGAGUUUGGAAUUGGAAUUGGAUUCACUAACCUUGGCAAUUGAACCACGAACUUGAAAAUAUUCGGUUAAAUUUGAUGUUUUGGCUUUCAACUUUUCAAGCUCCGUCUCAAAUUUUAUUCAUUGGAAUUCCAGGUGAUGGGAGAUGUUUGUUCCGCUCGGUAAUUCUUGGCGCUUGGUUGAGGUCGGGGAAGCAAUCUCCAACUGAGAGAUCUCAAAAAGUUCUUGCAGAUGAGCUUAGAUCUAAAGUUGCAGAUGAAUUCAUCAAGAGGCGGGCAGACACUGAAUGGUUCGUGGAGGGUGAUUUCGAUAACUAUGUAGUGCAAAUGCGGAAGCCUCAUAUUUGGGGAGGAGAGCCUGAGCUGCUCAUGUGCUCACAUGUGCUCAAGACCGCCAUAACAGUUUACAUGAAGGAGAAGAAAUCUGCAAGUCUCAAAAUUGUAUCAGAGUAUGGUCAAGAGUAUGGUAAGGAAAACCCCAUCAGAGUCCUCUAUCAUGGUUAUGGACAUUAUGAUGUAUUAAGGAGUCCAGUAAGUAGUGCCUCUUCUAAACACAGGUGGAAGAAAAGAUGACCAAGGGUAAAUGCAGAGUCAAACUGGUGCCGUAGGAACUUUACUGUAAAUGCCUUUGUGAUGAUAUAUGUUAUAGAGUUAUAGGAAGCUUCCGCUCAUGCAUUCGAAAUUAUCUUGUGUAUAUCUUUAACUUGAAUAACUUGGUUGUACAUCAAAGUGGUUUAGAUCAAUGAAUCUAGACCCUCCAAAUAACUUGGAUGUAUAUCUUUAACUGGAUUUUUUUUUUGUCUCUGUAAGCUUGUAACUUAACUAUGUCUCACCAAUUUUACGUGUUGCGUUUAUGGUC